CAACAAUCAAUUGGCUAACGGGAUCAGUGACGUCAGACGCAAAGCACCGGGCCUACCGCUGGAGCGUGAGGGAGAACACGAAUUCCGUUUGGAGGUUUCUUUGAGUUCGCGGAGUAGGCAUCAUGAGCAAAGCUCACCCGCCGGAGUUGAAGAAAUUUAUGGACAAGAAAUUAUCAUUGAAAUUAAAUGGUGGCAGACAUGUCCAAGGAAUAUUGCGAGGAUUUGACCCCUUUAUGAACCUUGUGAUAGAUGAAUGUGUGGAGAUGGCAACAAGUGGUCAACAGAACAAUAUUGGAAUGGUGGUAAUACGAGGAAACAGUAUCAUCAUGUUAGAAGCCUUGGAACGAGUAUGAACAGUGGCUCUGCUCACCAGAGAAAUCAACUGCUUCCACAUUCUCCCCUCUCUCCGGCAUUUGUUGCAAUGAAAGCCAAGUCUUAUACAUUUUCUUACUGAAUUUUUUUGUUAAAUAAACUUUUGUAAUAAUCAAAAAUGAUUUCUUACAUGUUCUGAACAUGGAAAAUAGCUCUUAUUCUGACUUUUUCUAUCACGACCUGUUCCUGGUCGAGACUGAUUUGUUCAAAGGUUUUUAUGCAUUAAAAUAGAAGAAUCUGGAGUUCCUGUCGUGGCACAGUGGUUAACGAAUCCAACUAGGAACCAUGAGGUUGCGGGUUCAAUCCGUGGCCUUGCUCAGUGGGUUAAGGAUCCGGCGUUGCCGUGAGCUGUGGUGUAGGUCGCAGGCGCGGCUCGGAUCCCAAGUUGCUGUGGCUCUGGCGUAGGCCGGUGGCUAUAGCUCCGAUUCGACCCCUAACCUGGGAACCUCCGUAUGCCAUGGGAGCAGCUCAAGAAAAGGCAAAAAGACAAAAAAUAAAAAUAAAAUAGAAGAAUCUUCCUAAAUGUGAAACAUAGUAAGGAUACUCUUUUUCUCUGUCUUAUAUCACUGAACAGAGAUAAGCUGCAGACCUGGGUGGGUUUCUUCUGAAACAUUAACUGGAAUUUUCAAAAUUCUUGUAACUUUGAUGUACUCUGACUUUUCCAAGUACAUCGACAUUCCUAGUGUGGUUACAUUCAACACUGAACUGCGCAGGUCCACUUAGAUUUUUUUCCAAUAGAAAUACUGCAGUACUGCACUAUCCAUGGUUGGUUGACUCCAUGGAUUCAGAACUGGCUAGAGGAACCACAUAUGCAGAGGGCUGGCUAGAGUUAUAUGCAGACUUUUGUUUAAGGCUCAACCAUGUAGUAUAACAAAUAAAACACAGAAAGUAAUAAUGUCAUUGUUUUAUUUUGAACAGAAGUGAGGCACAUUUUUGAAUACAAGAGUAGAAAUGUAAUUUUGGAAAAAAACAUUGCAAUGAUUGUGGUCUUUGUGGAGUAGAGGAUAGUGAUAAUGCUGCCCAUACAUAAUAUAUUCACCUCGUUCAUAAAUUUUGUGGUGCACAAAUUUAUAUGAGAGCGAACAGGUGAUCAUAUCAUAGACCUAACUUUAAGGAACCUAUCAGGCAAAUGCUAAAGCUUAUUUUUGUGGUCUGGUAAAAUGCCUACAAGUUGUAUUUUCUCUAGAAGUGUGGAGAACAGGGUGUACAAACAAUGUAUACAUGAGGUACUUGUAAAAUAGAACAAAAUGGAUGGCAGAAUGUUAUUUCCUAUUCCUAGGAAAUGUUUACAGCAAAAGAGUAGCAGGAGAGAUCAAAUUAACUAGAGUUGACGUGAAUACAUUUUUAUUCAUUUUCCUCCAGUAGCUCUUUUUAAAUUACCAACUUUGGCAAGCUCAUGUUUUUUGCAACUAUGUAGAGCUGAAUUGUAGAAAUCGUUCUGUAAAUGUGGUUGCCUCUAGACUGUCAAUACUUUUACUAUCGAUUAAUACUAGAGUUUUCGAGAGAGAAAAUGCUUUGCAAUAUGGAUCUGCUUUGA
Molecule: messenger RNA, 1909 nt
Organism: Sus scrofa (pig)
Lineage: Eukaryota; Metazoa; Chordata; Mammalia; Artiodactyla; Suidae
Gene: SNRPG
Product: small nuclear ribonucleoprotein polypeptide G
Biological process (GO): spliceosomal snRNP assembly; mRNA splicing, via spliceosome
Cellular component (GO): U12-type spliceosomal complex; U4 snRNP; U2 snRNP
Molecular function (GO): RNA binding
Source: RefSeq, a predicted model, not a curated record